UUCGCUGGAGAGAUCACAAAACAUUUCUCUUUGAUAUUUUCAUUUACAAACAAUUUUUUUUUUCUUGAAUUAUUUGCUCUGUUCGUGACUAUGAUGUCUAAAAACGUUCUAGUAACCGGUGGUGCUGGAUACAUCGGUAGUCACACGGUGCUUCAACUUCUUCUCGGUGGUUACUCCGUCGUAGUUGUUGAUAAUCUUGAUAAUUCCUCCGCCGUCUCUCUUGAACGUGUGAAGAAACUCGCCGCCGAACACGGCGAACGCCUCUCCUUCCACCAGGUGGAUCUUCGAGACAAGCCAGCUCUUGAGAAGAUAUUCUUAGAAACUAAGUUUGAUGCAGUGAUACAUUUUGCUGGACUUAAAGCAGUUGGUGAGAGUGUAGAGAAGCCUUUGCUCUAUUAUAAUAAUAAUCUUGUUGGGACUAUUACUCUUUUGGAAGUUAUGGCUCAACAUGGCUGCAAAAAUCUUGUGUUUUCAUCAUCAGCAACUGUGUAUGGCUCUCCAAAGGAAGUUCCUUGUACAGAGGAGUUUCCGAUUUCGGCAUUGAAUCCAUAUGGACGAACAAAGCUAUUCAUUGAGGAAAUCUGCCGUGAUGUAUACGGUUCUGACCCGGAAUGGAAGAUCAUAUUGCUUAGGUAUUUUAAUCCUGUUGGUGCACAUCCUAGUGGGGAAAUUGGUGAAGAUCCUCGCGGUGUUCCAAACAAUCUUAUGCCUUUUGUCCAACAAGUCGCUGUUGGUAGGAGACCUCAUCUCACCGUCUAUGGAAAUGAUUACAAUACAAAAGAUGGAACAGGGGUUCGAGAUUAUAUUCAUGUUAUUGAUUUAGCUGAUGGACACAUAGCGGCUUUGCGUAAGCUAGAAGAUUGCAAAAUCGGUUGUGAAGUGUACAAUCUCGGAACAGGAAAUGGAACAUCGGUUCUUGAAAUGGUUGAUGCCUUUGAAAAAGCGUCCGGGAAGAAAAUCCCUCUGGUGAUCGCCGGACGUCGCCCGGGAGAUGCUGAAGUUGUUUACGCCUCAACGGAAAGAGCAGAAAGUGAAUUGAAUUGGAAGGCCAAAUAUGGAAUUGAGGAGAUGUGUAGAGAUUUGUGGAACUGGGCCAGUAAUAAUCCUUAUGGAUAUGAUUCUUCUUCUGAAGACUCCUCUCAUUAACUUUCAUAAUUGUUUUCUUCUUUUGCUAAAACAUAUUUCUCCACACUAAAUUAUUAUAAUUAAU
This is a messenger RNA of Arabidopsis arenosa, 1210 nucleotides long. Lineage: Eukaryota; Viridiplantae; Streptophyta; Magnoliopsida; Brassicales; Brassicaceae. The record is from the annotation of a GenBank genome assembly.